Messenger RNA from Phialemonium atrogriseum, 621 nucleotides. Its product is annotated as extracellular matrix protein. Bases 1 to 621 code for a protein of 206 amino acids. The transcript is spliced from 3 exons. The record is from RefSeq and is a predicted model, not a curated record. Lineage: Eukaryota; Fungi; Ascomycota; Sordariomycetes; Cephalothecales; Cephalothecaceae.
AUGAAGGUCUUCGCUCUUGCCGCCGUGGCUGCCCUGGCUGCCAUUGCCCAGGCUAAGGUCGCGUUCACCAACUCCGCGUACAAUAUCCAAGCUGGGGAGCCAUUCACCCUGACCUGGGCCGGAAACACUGGCCCGGUGACCAUCACCUUGAAGAACGGGCCAGAGCGCGACCUCAAGACGGUCCAGGUUCUCGACUCCAACGAUUUGGGCAAUUCCUUCACUUGGACGCCCCCGAGGUCUCUGGCUACCGACACCUACGCCUUCGAGAUCAAGGACUCUAGCUCUCCCGACGAGCCAAACUACAGCCCGCCGUUCGAUUUCGAGGGCACCGAGGCCCCGUCGUCGAGCGGUUCGUUGACGGCCACAGGUGUAUCGAGCACCUCGAGCGGCACGGCUAGCGCCAGCACCCCCAUCAGCUCUACCGUGUCCGGCAACCGCACCACCUCGUCGAGCAACUCCUCCGGCACGCCUUCCACCAGCCGCACCUCCACCCGCACUUCGGCAACAACCACGACCUCGGCGCCUACAUUGGUCCCCACCAACACCAACGACGGCCAGCGCUCCAAGUCGCCCCUCGCCUUGGUCCUCGUCACGAUUGCUGCCCUCCUCUACUUUAACUAA